GUAUGUCAUACAAUCUUCAUAUCGUAAAAGGGCUAAAUAUUUCCAAGAUCAGUUGAACUUAAGAGAUCAUGACACCGUUGUCUGGCCAGUCGAAUAUGCGUACGACUACAUGCCGACGAGCGAACAACACUCGAUCCCGCUUUCGAUCGAUCUCUCCAACUUUCCUGACCUUGAAGCUCAGUCGAUCGAUGUAAAGGCUAAUCUCAGCCAAAACUAUCCCGACGUCCACUUUCCCAUCCAGAUCAACGAGAAAAUCAACUCAAAUAGUAUUCCCGUUUUCCCUGUUCAUGCCAAUCUUCCAUGGCGCUCUUCAAUCCAUCACGUCCGCCAAAGCGUACACUGGAGAGCCAGCAUUGAAGCAACACAAAAACUACUUCAGCUCUUUGCUUCUGAUACAACUGCAAACCAGGUGUUUAAAGAGGGGGGUAAAUCAUAUGCUGAAGUAGCGGCCAUAGAGUUAUCCAAUCUGCAUUGUAACUGGACUAGAUUCAAUGCAUACUUGUGGCCAGCUUUGAAUGAGAAGAGAAUACGACUCAUAGCAGAGACUAUCGUUUACAUUUUCAUCUUCGAUGAAAUUUGGGAAAUGAGUAAUGCGACCACCAUCCAGAGGAUACAAAAUGAAUUUGUAUCACGACUGAAGUCUCGUGAUAGCCACCCAGAUGAUAGAGCAACGUCGGAGCUGCAAGAAGCUCUGUUUUCUACAAUCCAAGGACUUCACGAAGAGGAUCACAUCGACGGGAACGGAGGAGCUGACGUAGCCGCAGCAUUGCUACAGUUCAUCAAUCACCCUCCACCACCCACCAAGUUCAAUAACUUACGAGAAUUCUUAAAUUACAGGAUAAUCGAUGCAGCUGCGUUUUACACUAUAACAUGCGCAAAAUUCUCACUUUGUUCGAGUGUCGAACUAUCCAGCCUUAGAAUUGCCAAUUUCCUAAGGUUGCUCGAGGAUCACGUAGCAAUAGCAAACGAUCUUUACUCAUUCGCGAAGGAGAAAAAAGACUACUUACGACACAAAGUCCGCUAUCUCAUAAACACGGUUGAAGAGGUCCGGAAGACGUUUGCACUGGCUGAUGAUGAGAGUGCGAUAUUAGUCACAUUAGCGAUUCAAAUCGAAGUGGAGAAAGCAAUGGCAAAAGAGCUCUUACGACUGAAUUCUAACAGCGAAGUGACGGAAUCCGAAAAGGAGCUGGUUAACGCGCUGGUCUUCUUAGCAAGUGGGAAUAUUAUGACGUCAAUUACGAUGUCUCAUUAUAGAGCCAUCGCUUGGACAUUGACAACAGCCGAUGUUAUGCUCGUGGUCGGCCGAUUCCGAAUUCAUUGGCGAAAAAAUAGACGAUUCGGAUGGGACGACUAUUUGAACGGUCUCGCAUUGAUAUUCCUUUUUGGUUUCAUCAUCACUUAUCAAUUAUUUGUACCCAUCGAAUACAAUGCCCAGCUUUUAGCUUUGGGCAUGGGUGGCACGCCUCCAACUGAACGUGAUAUAGUGCUGGAUAUGAAGUUGAAUGUUACAAACGGCAUAAUGUUUUGGUGUAUCAUAUACAGCGUCAAGGCUAGUUUUCUGUCACUCUAUUGGCAGAUAUUCGAAUUCUCAAACGGGUUUCGUGUGUGUUGGUGGCUCGUUACUGUGUAUACUGUUCUCACUUUCUUGAUCACAAUACCAUCAUGGUUCUGGAACUGCGGCGCACCACAGGACUUCCUCAACAUGGAAUUGUGCAACAAUCGGUCUAGACAGCGGACUCUCAGUCUUCUUGUUAUGUGGUGUGUGCUGAAUGGACUUGGAGAUCUGUUUUUGAUGGCAUUACCAAUCGCCAUGCUAAGAAGUAUGAUGAUGAAGACGUCUCAGAAGAUUGGUAUUCAUCUGGUUUUCGGUAUCGUUCUGAUCAUCAUUGCUUUCGUCAUCUUGCGCACUGUGUUCACUCUUCAAAUGAAACCGGAAUUUCAAGAUGAAAACGCGAUUUGGGCGAUACUCGAAUCCACGAUUGCAGUCAUGGUCUGCGCACUACAAUGUUACCGAGGCCUUCUAUCUUGGAGUGCAUCAUCUUCCUCUAUCAAUUCUUUCAUCUUCUCGUUCCGCGGGUUUUCGAACACAUCAAAGAGGGAUGUCUCAGAUGGCCCGGUCAAAGUUUCUCCAAUGAACAAUAUUUCAGAAGCUUCAUCAUAG
This is a messenger RNA of Periconia digitata, 2161 nucleotides long. The record is from the annotation of a GenBank genome assembly. NCBI's taxonomy places the organism in Eukaryota, Fungi, Ascomycota, Dothideomycetes, Pleosporales, Periconiaceae.